Messenger RNA from Ziziphus jujuba (common jujube), 1906 nucleotides. RefSeq lists its product as uncharacterized. Gene Ontology annotation, cellular component: cytoplasm; vesicle; intracellular membrane-bounded organelle. Lineage: Eukaryota; Viridiplantae; Streptophyta; Magnoliopsida; Rosales; Rhamnaceae. Gene Ontology annotation, biological process: clathrin-dependent endocytosis; clathrin coat disassembly. The record is from RefSeq and is a predicted model, not a curated record. Bases 17 to 1591 code for a protein of 524 amino acids. Gene Ontology annotation, molecular function: clathrin binding. The transcript has 7 exons.
ACCAAAUAAUCUAUAUAUGAAAGCACACUCUUUUGUGCUUCUUCGUUUUUCAAGUUAUUACCUGCUUUUCAAAAUGGACGAGUCAUGGCGGAUGCGCAUGGGAAUGCCAACUCCCACUCUACCUCGCCGCCGCUCCACCGAGCACGCUCCUCGCCGCUCCAUAUUCGCCGCUGCUGCCGCAGCCUCCGCCGACUCCGAAGCUCUCGACCCUGAAGACUUCGCCGACGUCUUCGGUGGUCCUCCCCGGAGUGUCCUCUGGCGCAAGCUCUCCGGCGACUUCUCAAACACCGCUUCCUUCUACGAGGAAAUUUUCCGCCCCCCUGAUUUUUGCAAUCCGGCUGUCAAUGGUGGCCGGAGCUUGUUGGCUUUUAGGAUCCCGGCGAAGUCCGAAGGCUUCUACAGCGAUGUCUUCGGUUCCGACGACGAAAGGAGGUCCAGGGAGCGAUCGAGGCCCACCUCCAAGGCGAAGUCCAAUUCCAAGUCCAACUCUUCCUCUGUACUCAGCUCCGAGGAGCUCAGCCCUCUCCGGCCGCUCAUUGUAGACGACGUCGCAUUGUCUUCCUUCACUUCCAAGCUCAGGCCAAUCAAUGUCCCAUAUAGAUGGAACUCAUCCGCAAUGAUGCCAGGCUUGCCAGAAGAGGACAAUUCAAUGAAACAAAACAUGCCAGCAUUUCAUUGUAAUCGUCCUUCCCAUGUGGAAAACCAUUUCAUGGAAAAUGAUCAUUACAAUGACAAUUUCAAGAGCUCUUAUUUUGGCUCAUCGAGAAGAGUUUCGUCUCCUGAAACCAUUAGCCUCGAACCCAAUUCGUAUCGAAGUGUUAAGUUAUGUGUGGAUGAUCACGAACUCAACAACUCCCCAUCAUCAGUUGUCUCUUCACAAAGUCGAGAAGAAACUGAGGCCAGAUCAGGAAUUCAGGAGGAUCAAGGGCCAGAACAACGAGAACUGGAUCAAGAUGAAGAUGAAGUUAUGAGUUCUUACGUGAUUGAGAUUAACUCUGACUACAGAGAAGGUACAUGUGAUGCCGUUGGUAUUGAUGAAGCAAUUGCAUGGGCUAAAGAAAAGUUCCAAAAACAGAGUUCUGAGGAAGAUUUGAGCGUGAGACAACAGGAUAAUAAUGAUCACUCUGUGGAACUUGAAAACGAUGGAGAUGCAAGAAGGCCUAACACACAGGUUUUCCCAGAUGAACAGAUGGAUAAACAUGGAACGGUUCAAUCUCCAGAGGAAGAACAGAGAAAGUGGACUUCUGAACAUGAAAAACAAUGUCAAGAUCGUAAAGACAUGGAAAUAGAGCUUUUGGAUGAAAACAUAAGCUUGUGGUCGGCUGGAAAGGAAACCAAUAUCCGUUUGCUGCUUUCUACUCUACAUUAUAUUCUAUGGCCCACCAGUGGCUGGUAUGCAAUCCCUUUGACAAGCCUAAUAGAAAGUUCGCAAGUUAAGAAGGCUUAUCAGAAAGCAAGGCUUUGUCUACACCCAGAUAAACUACAACAGAGAGGAGCUACACUCAAACAAAAAUAUGUUGCAGAGAAGGCCUUCUCCAUGCUCCAGGAUGCAUGGGCUUCAUUCAUUUCCCAAGAUGUAUUUUUCAACUAGAGAUCAACGAUUAGAAAUCAGCUUGGAACUCAGUUUUGACUUGAAGAUUAAUCGUGGACAACUUAUGAAUGAGCAAGUUUGGUAAUAUUGGAUUGAUGGAGAGGUGAAUCUGCUCAUUUUCAGUGCCAGAGACGUUACGGUUAAGAAGGGCCACUUGUUUAUGUGUUCAAGAACUUUGUACUCUACUGUCUUUACAUUUUCCGAAUAUUUAUAUAAAUGUUCAUCUUUCAAUAAGAAGAUAGUUCACUGCCUUUUGUGUUCAACCUGUAUCAUAUUAUGGAAGCCUCAUUGCAGGGGUUAAGUUCUUUUACUUUU